This is a messenger RNA of Herpailurus yagouaroundi (jaguarundi), 1601 nucleotides long. It is a transcript of the gene NIBAN3, whose product is annotated as niban apoptosis regulator 3. The record is from RefSeq and is a predicted model, not a curated record. Bases 96 to 1541 code for a protein of 481 amino acids. NCBI's taxonomy places the organism in Eukaryota, Metazoa, Chordata, Mammalia, Carnivora, Felidae. The transcript is spliced from 7 exons.
CGGGGGUGGGGGGUGGGGGUGGGGUGGGGUGGGUAUUUUCAUGGGUGUUUUCUUCCAGCGAAUGAACGAUUGAUUGUAGAGCGAGUGAGUGAAGGAUGACCCAGCCUCCUCCGUCUGCUUCCAGGAGAGCAUACCCAGGAAGAGCCCGAACCCCUCCUGGAAAUGCCCGUGAACUUCCCCCUGUUCCUGCAGCACCCCUUCCGCCGGCACCUCUGUUUCUCCGCGGCCACGGGGGAAGCGCGGCGGGCUUGGAGGCUGGCCCUCCAGGGUGGCAUCCGGCUCCGUGGGACAGUCUUGCAGCGCAGUCAGGCCCCCGCAGCCCGUGCCUUCCUGGACGCCUUAAGACUCUAUCGGCAGCGCCGAGGCCACUUUGGCGAGGACGACGUGACCCUGGGCUCGGAUGCCGAGGUGCUGACCGGGGUGCUGAUGCGGGAGCUGCUGCCGGCGCUGCGAGCCCAGACCCUGCCCGGCCUGCGGGGGGCCAGCCGCAACCGUGCCUGGGCCUGGACCGAGGUACACGCGGGUGGCCGCACAGGGGGAUAGGGGCCGGACCCUGGGGCCCGUCUUCCCCCUCCCCGCGACUGUCCCCUAAACUCUCUGCGCGUCUCUCUGGCUCUCCGUCUCUGUGUCUCUCUUCCCCCAUCCCGCCCCAUCUCGGCUCGCUGUCGCGCCUCUGGCCCGUGUGGGGUCCCCUUGGCCGGUCCGGACAGCUCCUAGACGCAGUCCACGCUGCCGUCCUGGCCGGGGCCUCCGCCGGGCUCCGCGCCUUCCAGCCGGAAAAGGACGAACUGCUGGCGGCCCUGGAGAAGACCAUCCGCCCGGACGUGGACCAGAUUCUGCAGCUGCGGGCGCGCGUGGCGCGGAGGCUGCGGGUGGAGGUCGAGGGCCCCCUGGAGUCCUGCCUGCGCGGGAGGGUGGACACACAGCUGUCCCGGGUCACGCAAAAGCUGCUGAGCACCGUGGAAGCCGUGCUCUCAACAGUGCAGACCCUCCUAGCCCAGGGCAUGGACCGCCUGUCUCGCCACCUGCGUGGGAGCCCCUCUAGCACCCGCUUGCGCCAGGAGGUUUACUCGUUUGGGGAGAUGCCAUGGGACUCAGAGCUGAUGCACGCCUGCUACCGUGAGGCUGAGCAAAGCCAGAAGCGCCUGGGGCAGCUGGUGGCGCCUUUUGGCUUCUUUGGCACACGAAGCCUGGUAUUUGGGGCCCAGGAUCUCGCACAGCAGCUUAUGGCUGACGCCGUGGCCACCUUCCUACAGCUGGCGGACCAGUGUCUGACCACAGCCCUGGACUGCACCCAGGCUGCCCAGCAGUUGGAGAAAGUCAGGGGGCGUGUGCUGAAGAAGUUCCAGUCGGACAGCAGCUCAGCGCGGAGGAGGUUCAUCCGUGGAUGGUUGCUUUGUAUCUUCUUGCCCUUUGUGUUGAGUCAGCUGAAGAGUAGCUGCAAAGCGGUGAGUAAUGGGGCCCAGAGGACAGCCAUGUGCCUGUGUCUUUCUAUGAAAGUGGGCAGAAUGCUCUCUCUCUCAGAGACUAUUGUUCCCUGAGCCCUGUGGUUGGGCUGGAUGGGGGGCCCAUGCAUUGUAUCUCAGAGAAGGGAGGAGGCA